GACAACAACAGCCGAUAUAAACAUAAAAAUUUAGGAAUGAAACUUAUAAUUGGUAGUGUUGAUCAAAUUUUACAAUGGAGUAAAAUGCUGUCAAUUGUUCCAAGAACAGAAAUUAUGUACCAAGUAUAUGGUGUUAUAGGUUCUAUUAGAACAGGAAAAAUUGAUUGUGAGAAGAUGAUUUCUUUGCGUGGAAAGCGCCACAAAUGUGCAAUUAUUUGUAUAUUUUAUGAAAUAGAUAGAAGAUUACCAUGUAUUGCUGAUGGAACUUUAGUUUUGUGCACUGGUAAAGCAAUAGGAAAGAAUAAACUUCAAGUAUUUACAGUAAAGGAACUAAAUUGGUCUGAUCAACAUGUUUUUCAAAGAGCAUCUGCAGUAAGUCAAUGGUCAGUGAAGGAAAUGUUACAAAUUCAAUAA
This is a messenger RNA of Daktulosphaira vitifoliae (grape phylloxera), 414 nucleotides long. Its product is annotated as spermatogenesis-associated protein 22-like. The transcript has 4 exons. Bases 37 to 414 code for a protein of 125 amino acids. NCBI's taxonomy places the organism in Eukaryota, Metazoa, Arthropoda, Insecta, Hemiptera, Phylloxeridae. The record is from RefSeq and is a predicted model, not a curated record.